AUGAGUCGAAAGAAACAUGAGGCAUCACAUAACCCUCCUGUAAUAGCAGAAGAACCUGCAAUCUCUGUAAGCCCAUGCAAACCACCACCUCCAUCUGGAGAAUCAAAAGAACCAGAUGAUGCAUACAACUACAACUGUGCUCUUCUUGCUGAUAGUUAUUUGUUUUUCAAUUUCCUUGAUGCCAUCAAAGAGGGUGAUGGGGCACGGCUAAUGAGACAGUACAAGUAUUUUAUGCUUUUUUGCAAAGCAGACGGAUGCCAUAGCACGAAAUAUGCGCUAGAAUGCCUUUAUCAGUUCUUUCUCAUCCAUGGAGAGUUGUCACAGAGAGACAGUGAGCGAUUCAUUUGGAACAGGUCAAUCAACAAUCAUGGAAAGAAAGGUUACAACAUCCCACUCGAUGAAGCAACUGAGCAUAGUAAUAACUUUGUAAAGCAAGGUAUUAAAAAUCUUGGCCCAAACAUCAGCGAGGCAGCUGUUGCACGCAUAUGCAAAUGUGAAAGCGCUACAAGAUCAAUUCUUGACAAUUUGGAUGAGUCCAUAUCACGACAUAAGCAUAGCGGUAAACACUCCAAGCAAUCUUCUUCCAUGGAUCUACAAGAAUUGGUAACAAAGGCAUCCAACUUUAAUAUAUUUAAAGAACAACCAGGCAGAAAGUAUCAUCAUUUUAAAAACUUUCAGGUUGAUCGCCUGAGUGAUCUUGAUUCAACUGACUUGUAUAGUUGGAUCAGCAAACACAAAAAGAAUGUUGCUCUUGGUGUAAAGGCGAG
This is a messenger RNA of Paramuricea clavata, 767 nucleotides long. The record is from the annotation of a GenBank genome assembly. NCBI's taxonomy places the organism in Eukaryota, Metazoa, Cnidaria, Anthozoa, Malacalcyonacea, Plexauridae.